Messenger RNA from Zymoseptoria tritici IPO323, 3374 nucleotides. RefSeq lists its product as uncharacterized. Bases 96 to 3374 code for a protein of 1092 amino acids. Gene Ontology annotation, molecular function: 2 iron, 2 sulfur cluster binding; nitrite reductase [NAD(P)H] activity; heme binding. The transcript has 3 exons. The record is from RefSeq and is a predicted model, not a curated record. NCBI's taxonomy places the organism in Eukaryota, Fungi, Ascomycota, Dothideomycetes, Mycosphaerellales, Mycosphaerellaceae.
CUCCUCUCUCCAGUCACUUUUGAGCGUUGCUUGCGGAGAAUAACUCGAAGUGCGUUCACCGUGACCUCCCAACGAGCUGACCGAUUUCCUGGACGAUGGCCCCUCCCAUGAAUGCCGGAAUGGACGCCAGCGAGAUGCCUCAACACUCAGACCGCAAACGGGUGGUUGUGGUUGGCUUGGGAAUGGUUGGCGUUGCGUUUAUUGAGAAGCUUCUCAAAUUAGACGUCAAGCGAAGAGAGUAUGAUGUGGUGGUGAUAGGUGAGGAGGCACAUCUGGCAUACAACCGUGUCGGGCUUACCAGCUACUUUCAACAUCGUCAAGUUGAGAAUCUCUACCUCAAUCCGGCAUCAUGGUAUGCCUCCAUGCCAACUGGAUCGCUUUCAUACCAUCUCAACACACUUGUCACCGAGAUUGACACCGAGCACAAGACCGUGGCAACAUCACAAGGCGACACAGUCCCGUAUGAUAUCCUCGUCCUCGCAACCGGUUCCGAUGCUGUGCUACCUCGACAUACGCCCGGCCACGAUGCAAACGGAGUCUUCGUAUACCGAACGAUCGAGGAUCUUCAGAAGCUCAUCGACUUCGCAGACACGAGGAAAGGCACAGUUGGAGCAGUGGUUGGUGGUGGUCUACUCGGACUGGAGGCGGCAAAAGCAAUGAUGGAUCUGGAGAAGUUCGACAAAGUCACACUCGUGGAGCGCAACAGAUGGGUACUCAGCAGACAACUUGACGACGAUGCAGGUAGCAUGGUAGUUGAACAGGUGCGACACCUCGGACUCGAUGUUCUUCUCAGCAAGCGAGUUGGCAAGGUCAACACAGACGAUGACAACAAUGUCGUCGGUGUUACGUUUGAAGAUGGUGAGAGCAUGGACUGCUCAACGAUAUGCUUCGCGAUCGGCAUUAAGGCGAGAGACGAUCUGGCGAGGAAAUCCGGAAUCGCGUGCGCCGACCGUGGUGGUGGUAUCAUUGUCAACCCUGACCUCUCGACUUCAGCUCCCGAUGUCUAUGCUAUCGGAGAGUGCGCCAGCUGGGAAAGCCAGACAUUUGGUCUCAUCGCUCCAGGAAUCGAGAUGGCCGACGUGCUCGCCUUUAAUCUCACACAAGCAAAAGCUCACACACCACGGAAGUUCAAGCGACCAGAUCUCAGCACAAAGUUGAAGCUCCUUGGUGUGGAUGUCGCAAGUUUUGGCGACUUCUUCGCAGACCGCGACGGACUGAAAGAUGCUCCUAGGAAGCGACGAGGUGUUCGAUCAGACGCUCCGUCGGACGAGUCAGCGCCGGGCGUCAAGGCUUUGACAUACCGGGAUCCUUUCCAGCAGAUAUAUAAAAAGUACCUCUUCACUCCGGACGGCAAGUACAUCAUUGGCGGCAUGAUGAUUGGCGAGACCAAAGACUACGUCAAGCUUGUCUCUAUGGUCAACAAUCAGAAACCUCUUGAGGUACCGCCAUCGGAGUUCAUCGUCGGUAAAUCCUCAGGGGAGGACGAUGCGGACGACCUCGACGAUGAUACUCAAAUCUGCUCGUGUCAUAACGUAUCCAAGGGCGACGUAUGCAACGGCGUCAAAGACGGAUCAUGCAAAUCGAUCGGGGACGUCAAGUCCUGCACAAAAGCCGGCACUGGAUGUGGAGGCUGUAUGCCUUUGGUCCAGUCCAUUUUCAACAAGACGAUGGCCUCGAUGGGCCAGGAAGUCAAGAAUCACCUCUGCCCGCACUUCGAGUAUUCCCGAGCCGAUAUCUUCCACAUCGUCUACGUUAAGAAACUACAAGACUUUCCAUCGAUCAUGAAGGAGUGUGGCAAGGAUCCGACCGCCGCGGGCUGCGAAGCGUGUAAGCCGACUAUUGGCUCUAUCCUCGCCUCCCUUUACAACAAACAUGUCAUGGACGACAACAUCCGUGGGCUACAAGACACCAACGAUCGCUUCCUUGCGAACAUCCAACGUAACGGAACGUUUUCGGUUGUACCUCGUGUUUCGGGCGGAGAGAUUACAGCUGACAAGCUGAUCGUCAUGGGUACUGUUGCCAAGAAAUAUGGUUUGUACUGCAAGAUCACCGGCGGUCAACGAGUGGAUAUGUUCGGAGCUCGCAAGCAAGACUUGCCUGCUAUUUGGACUGAGCUCAUCGAUGGCGGUAUGGAGUCCGGUCAUGCCUACGGUAAGAGUUUACGCACAGUCAAGUCAUGUGUCGGAACCACCUGGUGCCGUUUCGGCGUGGGUGACUCAGUGGGCAUGGCCGUGCGCCUUGAGGAACGCUACAAGAGCAUCCGCUCGCCCCACAAGAUGAAAGGCGGUGUAUCCGGGUGUGUGCGUGAGUGUGCCGAAGCACAGAGCAAAGACUUUGGCCUGAUUGCCACCGACAAAGGCUGGAACAUCUUCGUGGGCGGCAACGGUGGCGCAAAACCUCGACACUGCGAUCUACUGGCCAAAGAUGUUCCUCCGGAUGAUGUCGUCACUAUAGUCGACCGAUAUCUCAUGUUCUACAUGCGCACAGCCGACAAGCUUCAACGAACAGCUCGUUGGGUCGAAAGUCUCCCCGGCGGCAUCAAGUACCUGAAAGAGGUCAUCCUAGAAGACAAGCUCGGCAUCUGCGCGGAGCUAGAAAAGCAAAUGGAAGAGCUCGUGGGAACCUUCUUCGACGAGUGGAAAGAAGUCCUCGAAAGUCCCAAACGCCUUGAACUCUUCCCGCAAUUCGGCAACACCGCAGACACCGUCGACUCCAUCGAAAAAGUCCAAGAGCGCGAACAGGAACGUCCAGCAUACUGGCCGAAAGAGUCCGUGACUGAGGACUUCCGCGGCAAGCAAUGGAGCACCCUCUCCUGGCAACCACUAGCCAAAUCCUCGCAGUUCAGCGACUCGAUGACCGGUUCUAGUUUGGCGGUCAAGCGAGGCGACACCCAGUUGGCGAUUUUCAAGGUCAAGGGGAGGUACUACUGCACACAGCAGAUGUGUCCGCACAAGCGGGCGUUUGUUCUCAGUGAUGGGCUUAUUGGCGAAGACGUUCAGAACAACAAGCUUUGGGUCAGCUGUCCGCUGCAUAAGCGGAACUAUGCCAUGAAAGGCGAAGAGGCAGGUAAGUGCAGUAACGACGAAACGGUCAACAUCGCCACGUUUCCAGUGGAGUCACGGGAGGAUGGCCAUGUGUACGUCAAGCUGCCGCCGGUGGAGGAGCUGGAUGAGGUUUUGGGCACGGAGAAGUGGAAGGUGAAGAAGGAAGAGACGGAGACGAAGGGAGACUUUGAGGCAUUGGACAAGAAGUUCAAGAUGAAGGGACGAAAGCCCUUUGCUGCGAGUCACUUGGCAAAUGGGUUGGGAGAGCAUGCCAAGGCGAACGCGAUUUUGGCGGGUGGGGAGAGAGGAAGUAACGGGAUGGAUUGGUAG